AUGAGGCUUGUAAUUCUUGAUAACUAUGACCUGGCUAGUGAAUGGGCAGCCAAAUACAUCUGUAACCGCAUCAUUCAGUUCAGACCUGGACAGGACAGAUAUUUUACACUGGGUUUGCCAACAGGGAGUACACCUUUAGGAUGUUAUAAAAAACUUAUAGAAUAUCACAAGAAUGGAGACCUUUCUUUUAAAUAUGUGAAGACCUUUAACAUGGAUGAAUAUGUAGGACUUCCCAGAAAUCAUCCUGAAAGCUACCACUCUUAUAUGUGGAAUAACUUUUUUAAGCAUAUUGAUAUAGAUCCUAAUAAUGCUCAUAUCCUUGAUGGGAAUGCUACAGAUUUGCAAGCAGAAUGUGAUGCAUUUGAAAAGAAAAUAAAAGAAGCUGGAGGAAUUGAUCUUUUUGUUGGAGGAAUUGGUCCAGAUGGUCAUAUUGCUUUCAAUGAGCCAGGAUCCAGUUUAGUAUCAAGGACAAGACUAAAGACUCUAGCAAUGGACACCAUUUUGGCAAAUGCUAAAUAUUUUGACGGAGAUUUAUCAAAAGUGCCAACUAUGGCUCUAACAGUUGGUGUGGGGACAGUGAUGGAUGCUAGAGAAGUAAUGAUCCUCAUUACAGGCGCACACAAGGCAUUUGCUCUCUACAAAGCAAUAGAAGAAGGAGUUAAUCACAUGUGGACUGUUUCAGCUUUCCAGCAGCAUCCCCGAACUAUUUUUGUAUGUGAUGAAGAUGCUACUUUAGAAUUAAGAGUUAAAACUGUGAAAUACUUUAAAGGUUUAAUGCAUGUGCACAAUAAACUUGUGGAUCCACUGUACAGUAUGAAAGAAGGAAAUUGA
Rangifer tarandus platyrhynchus (Svalbard reindeer) is the source of this 831-nucleotide messenger RNA. The record is from the annotation of a GenBank genome assembly. Lineage: Eukaryota; Metazoa; Chordata; Mammalia; Artiodactyla; Cervidae.